GGGAAGGGAGGGCUGAUUUUUCAGCAGUAUUCUGUGACUGCAGGUGAAGGCGAUUCAGCUCUCAGGCAUCAGACAGGAAAAGACGAAGUUUAAUCUGAAAACUUCAGGGUGUAUUCUGCUGGUUUCAUGGCUCUACUCACCAAUGUCACCAUCGUGCUGGUCCUGGCUUGCAUUUCCAAUCAGCUGAUGUUGAGCAGCUGUCAGAAGAGCCAUGGACGAAGGGGAAGAGGGGUGGACAGAGGACAACACAAGGACAGGCCAGGGCUGAAGGUGGGCCGUCAUACUAAAUCUGUCUCUGCACAGCUCAUUAAGGGCAAAAUGGGCACCAAAGACAAAGCAGAGUGUACAUGGGCAGCAACAGGUGAGGAUCUCUUUAUCCUUGGAGUAACCUGCAAGAAGGGAGACAGGAGAUUCAGCUGUGAGUAUAUCGCCAGACCAGCCGUUUGUCCCCAGUAUGCCUCUAAUGUCAAACUUUACUGGAAGCAAAUGGCCAGGGCACUGAGGAAGCAAAAGAAUUUGUGCCAGGACACUAGUGCAUUGGUCAGGGUGGGCAUGUGCAGAAGAGCUGCCAGAGAGGCUCAUUUCAGACUCCGUAAUGCACAGAGGAAGACCUACCUGCCUUCCACCCCACGACCUGCAUCCAGACCUGUCAAAUCUUGUCAAGCUAACAAUAAGAAGCUGGCAGAGGAGUACUGCAACGACUCCUGGUCGAGCCUUUGCACUUUCUUUUUUACCAUGGUGCAGGAUUAUGAUUGCUGAGACAGAAAAAAGUGAAGAACUGAAAUAAGUUCUGAUCUCUAUGAAAUCACAUGAAUACUUGUCAUAUUAUACAGUAGAUUCUCUAUAGAUCUGUUCUCACAGAAUAGUUUUUGCAGAUUUCAUGUAAACUUCACAUCUUGUCUUGACAUUGUUAACAGG
Messenger RNA from Scatophagus argus, 918 nucleotides. It is a transcript of the gene fgfbp1a, whose product is annotated as fibroblast growth factor binding protein 1a. The transcript is spliced from 2 exons. Lineage: Eukaryota; Metazoa; Chordata; Actinopteri; Scatophagidae. Bases 127 to 759 code for a protein of 210 amino acids. Gene Ontology annotation, molecular function: growth factor binding. Gene Ontology annotation, biological process: cell-cell signaling. The record is from RefSeq and is a predicted model, not a curated record.